AUGCGACGUCGAGUGCUGCUGCUCUUGCCGGCGCACCGCACGCGGCAGCCACAGCCACAGUCGCAGCUUCUCGUGCGAUGGCAGUCGGCUGCUUCGUCCUCUUCGCAGGAUUGGCGCCGGGUCGUGGCGGACUUCCAGCGCAAGGCCAAUGACACGAAUGCGUCACUGCAGUCCAAGGACGUCGAGAGCGUCGUGCGCGUGUGCACGCAGAGCAACCGCAUUCGAGAGGCAAUCAACGCGAUCCAUAGGGGGGAGAAGCGCGGUGUCACGGUCCCAUUAAGGUCGCACCUGCAGAUUUCCUCCUCUUUGGCCCGAAAGGGCCAAGCGGAUCGGGCGCUGGCCAUGAUGCCGGAGCUGCGCGAACGCUUCGGGGACGCGUUCAACGCCGCGUCCAACGACCGGUACAGCGUGUACGACCCGCUGUUGAGCGUGUUCAAGGACCAGGGCGACUGGCGGAGCACGCACGCUGCCAUCGCGCAGAUGCACGAGCUGGGGAUGACCCCGAGACUGCGCGCCUUUCGAGUGCUCAUGCUGACUGCGGCCAAGGCGCGACAGAAGGAGACGCUGCUGACGACGCUGCAGUUCGUCGAGAACAAGUUCCCCGGAGUUUGGAUGCACGCAGCCACGCUGACUGCGAUUUGUCAGUCGCUGGUGGAGAUUGGGGAGCACCAGCGCGUGACGGAGAUCUACCACAAACUGGACGCCGAAUGGCUCCAAGACCACGCGAGCACGUUGCUGUUCAACCAGUUUGCCGCGUUGGGGAUGCAGAUCGCUAUGGACAUUCUGGACCGCAUGCAGGAAGCUAGCAAUGCGGCGCCCGACGACUUCACGUUUGCGACGUGUAUGAAGGGAUUGGAGAAGCGUGGCCAGUGGACGGACGUGCUUGAUCUGUUCAACACGAUGCUAGACGCCCAAACGCGCAGUCAGAACGCACUCGGCGAUAUAGAGACGAAGUCACUGAUCAACGCUCUGUCCUGCGCCAGUCGCAAACUAAAGCAGGACUUGUCGGUCGUGCUGAAGCAGCUUCACACGGUGGAUCUUCGGAACAUCGGACACGCUUCGACUCUGAUCGAUACGCUGGACGAGUUCAGAUUGUUCACGGCGGCACGCCAGACCUUCAAGCGCGUGCUGGAUGAAGGUAUCAUCGAGAAGACCCCAUGGCGUCUGAAAGACGGGUUUGAGAUCGACCUGCACACAUUCUCUCGUGGUGUGGCGAAGUGCGCCGUCGUGUCAGCUUUCGACGAGAUCACGCGCUCUCAGCAGGGAGUUAGCGCUGUGUCUCUUGCUGGGAAUGCACCGCUGCAGGACGUUCGCAUUAUCACGGGCGUGGGUAGACGCAGUCAGACAUUCAUGAAGCCUGUGCUACGCCACGAAAUCACGGAGCUACUCACCAAGUCGAGUCGACCGCCGUUGUGGCCGUCUUCGCAUCCGACCAACCCUGGAGUUCUACUCGUCCGCCAUAACGCGCUGCGCAAAUGGCUCCAGAAAGGUGGCGCUAUCCGAUACUUUUGA
Molecule: messenger RNA, 1512 nt
Organism: Phytophthora sojae
Lineage: Eukaryota; Oomycota; Peronosporomycetes; Peronosporales; Peronosporaceae
Exons: 3
Coding region: 1-1512 (503 amino acids)
Molecular function (GO): protein binding
Source: RefSeq, a predicted model, not a curated record